Molecule: messenger RNA, 1414 nt
Organism: Oryctolagus cuniculus (rabbit)
Lineage: Eukaryota; Metazoa; Chordata; Mammalia; Lagomorpha; Leporidae
Gene: TMEM269
Product: transmembrane protein 269
Biological process (GO): phospholipid biosynthetic process
Cellular component (GO): membrane
Molecular function (GO): phosphotransferase activity, for other substituted phosphate groups
Source: RefSeq, a predicted model, not a curated record
AUCUUCAGGGCUGGGUCAUCCAUCUGACAGAUCUAGAGCCAAGCACAGAGAACCGCCCAGAAGCCAGCCGCACCAGGCACGGCCGUGUGGUGCUGCCGCUGCUGCUCGCCGGCCCUAACCAGUGGGAAGCCAGCUUCCCCCUCGCCCACGUCCCUCCCGGCCAAGUCAUCCCCUCUGCCCACCUCCACGCCCCGUGCUCUGCGACUGGGGCUGUGCGCUGGGGUCCCGUUGCCUGCGAAGCUUCCCAGGUCCUCCCAGACCCAGGGAGCGGCCCCUCCAGGCCCGCAUACCCCUGAAAGUUGAGGCCCCUCUCACCCUGCCAAAGGCCCGCAGCCCCUCCCCUGCUCCCGGGGAUUGUGAGCUAAGAGUCAGGGCCAAGAGGCUUGGUCUGGAGCUGCGUCCUCUCGCCCGGGGCGGCCUCUCCACCGCACAGGCAGGGGACGCAGCGCGGGCCUAAACCCAUCUAGGGAUGUCUUGCCCCCAGGCCUCAUACUGGCCCCAGGGGACCUCCGUCUGCACUCAAGUUGCAUCCCCUGUAGCAAAAGAGGAAGAUGACAAGGUAGGCGAAGUCAGUACCGAUUGCCAAGUGUCACACGGUCAGUGCAACUCUUUCUCCUUGAGCAAUGAACACAACCACUCCCAGAUAAGUGAACUUUCCUGGAAGGAUAUUACCAAUGCCUUAUCCCUGGCCAACAUGGUCCUGGGGCUCUUCUCCAUCUUCUGCAGCUUCAGCAGGAAACCCCAGUGUGCCUCCUGGAUGCUUCUGAUCAGCUUCCUGUUAGACACGAUCAUCGGGACGAUGACCAGACACCUCCCUGUCUGCUCCAAGCUGGGAGCUGAGCUGAACGAUUUUGCUGUCUUCACCACCUUCGGCUUGGCCUCGGCCCUGCUCCUAGGCGUGGAUGGGCCUCUGAAUGGGUUCCUGGCCAUCAUCUAUGUGCUAGCCGCUUCUUUCCGCCUGUGCUUUUGUCCAACUGGAGGAGCACCCGCGUCCUACAAGGGGCUGCCCUGCCCCUACGCUUCCUGCGUCCUGGCUUCCACCUCGCUCCUGACCAAAGGCAACACCUUCAUCCUCAGCUGCAUGGCCUCGCUGAUGAUCCUCUUCAUGAUCGACCAGAGCUCCUAUCCCCAAGACGAGAUCCUGGAGUCGGAGAGCUGGAAGAAGGUGGUGUACAUGGGAGGUGUCAUCAUGAUGUUCUUCUCCCCGUUCUCUCUCACUGCUUUUUACUGCCUCCUGUGGUCGCUCUCCUACAUCUUCUUCCCGGAUGCCCUGUGGGGCAAGGCGGUCUGUCUCAGGCUAUAGCAGCGAGGAGACAGUCCAUCGGCUCCGCCAGCCCUGCAGGGUUUGCACCAGCACUGGGAUCCUGCCUUGCUUUAUCUUCACUAAAGCAUUUAUUGCAUCUGUGUUGCCAUA